CUGAUUGCGAAUCCUAGUUUCUUUGCUCCUACACGUUUCGUCUAUAGUGUUUAAGUUUCGUCGCAAGUGGAACUUUUGAUCCGUUUGAAAGUGAGAGUUGGUAGAAAAGCCACAGAAGGUCGAUCGCAAAAGUGCAACAAAGCUGCUUAUCCACAAAAGUUCGCUCAUCGGCGGCAUGAUCGACAUUGACCUUAAACCGACUGUCUCGUAUUUUGUAUUGUUUGUUCGUCGUAGUUCAUAUUUAUACGGAUGAGGUGCAAGAUUGUGGGAUGUAAACAGAAGAUAUUGGCCUCCCCAGUGAAGUGUGUUUUUAAAACAACAUUAUUUACGGUGAAUGCAAGUGCAUUAAACGACUAUACCCUCGCGGAAGAGAAGAAAGCGGGAUCAAAAUGUGAUGUACAGCUCGUUAUAAAUGUGUCUAGCAAGUGAAGGUGGCUCGUUAAAGUGCCAGUAACUGGGAGGAAUAUUUUUACAAAAUAUGGAUUAAAACGUAGCAAGCGGGAAAACCUGUCGACUGUUCCAGAAAAGUGUCGCCUACCAGCAAUUAUUCGGCUGGUGACUGCCGAGCGAUGGAAUGUGAAACGCCUACUAGAGAUCUCACCGUAAAGACUGAUCAGUGUGUGAUAUGAAAAUCAAGUGAAUCUAUUGCAAUGUGGAAUAAUUACUAUCCUGCUGUUUUAGCAGCUGCCAGCUAGAUCGGGAUGUGUUCAAAAUAUUGAAUGUGAAGAAUCAAAGUGUCUUUUUAACUCGAUGAUGAACCGUCCAUCGUACCAGCUUUUGUUGUAGCCCGGCCCUGCCAGCCUUUGCUCAUCGUAGAAGGCCUACGGUGGUGGAGUGGCUCGUUAGUGAUCUCCAGGCUAUCUGGCGUUAUGUUUUUUGUUGUGCAUUUUUCACUGCAAGGAUACCACACCAAGUGAUUCAGCGGUUACUUAGAUCAUUUCGCGAGCGAGAGUUGUAGUGUACAUACAAAUAUGGCUCACAGAUGUAAUUUUUAUCAGUUGUUGAACCUUGCUAGGAACCCGAGGCUGAGUAGCUAGAAUACUAUAAUAGAGCACACGCCAGCGAAGAAUAAUCGCGUGGAAAAAGAAACUGCCCAUGUUUCAUUACAAUUGUGUUUACUAGAGUGACCUUUUCAGAGCGCAGUAUCAAUUGCGUGCCCUGCUGCCUGAUGAGAACAACGAGAAGUGAUAGAACUCGGAUCGAGAAAGAGUCCGCGAUAAGUGAUUCCAGUUUCAAGUUUAUCAAAAUAUUUACAAAGUGACUACUAAUAUGAAGAAAUAGUGCUUCCUGAUAGAAGAAUACGCAGCCAAGAGCCAAUUAACCUUACUCCGAGCGGCGAGAAAGAAAACAGAGUGAAUGAAUCGACCGAAGGCGGCGCACCUACCGGAAUAGGAUUUUACUUGCGCAGUGUGUAAGCUCGGGAUUCGGUUGGAGGGGAAUCUCUUUACUUUGUUACCACUGUGUUCCGUUGACAUGAUCAUAAAAAUGACGUUAUCGCGACUGCAACUGCUUGAACCCGAUAAACCUGUGAACCGGUAAACUACACUGUGCUAACGAGUGUGUGCGUGUGUGACCUGUUUGAAGCGGUACAUUGAGAUAACGAGAGCCCUUGAAGUGAUCCGACGCUCCGAUAGAGGAGGGCAGUUUUCGAAGAAAUCCCGAUACCGAGCAGAGCAAGUGAGCUCCAUUUCCUUCACUCUGAAUCCCGUUAGAAAUCCAGAACUCGUUACGAAAAUGACGUCUCUAGGAAUUAUGACAUUGAGCCGUGGACCCUACAGCGAGCUCGAUAAAAUGAGCCUUUUCCAAGAUUUGAAACUGAAACGAAGAAAAGUUGACUCAAGAUGUAGCAGCGAUGGGGAGUCCAUAGCCGAUACCAGUACUUCGUCACCAGAUCUUCUGCAACCACUAUCACCGAAGAUGUGCGACCAGCAGCAGUCGGGCGGACAGUUAGAGCAGGAGGGGCACGCUGAGCUAGAGGAUGGCUCACCAGCUCCGACUGCUGCUGCAGACCAUCAUCACCACCUUCCGCAUCAACACCACCAGCAGCAUCCGCACCAGCAGCAUCCGCACCAGAACCAACACCACCACCACCACCACCAACAUCAUCAUCAUCAUCAUCCCCAUCAUCAUAGCAAUAAUGUCGAUAACAAUAACACGUUAACAAGCAACAACAAUAACAACAACAACAGCAGUGAUAGUUGUUUAACGUCACCAAAGCCAGUGCAUGAUAACAGUGUGCUGAAGGACGAUGAUGUUGGCAGUGACAGGGCAUCGCCCGAUUCGCCGGGUUUGUUGAUAGACGAACGGCCACCUUCGAGACUGAAACCAACGGAUACCAGCGGUAGUAUACCGGUGUCGUAUUCCAGUUCUGCCAGCUGUGGCGGGGGCGCUAGUGUGAUACGUUCGGUGGCGGAUGAGCGUCCCCGGUCAACCAGUCCGCCAAGCAGCCAUAACUUAGCGCUAAUGAAUUCCAUACAAUUACUACAACAACGCUACAAUGCAAAUGGCGGUGGAGGUGGCAGCAGUAGGGAUUCACCUGGUGGCGGUCAGGAUGGGCCCUGCCAUUCACAACAACAGCACCAGCAACAGCAACAACACGUGACCGUACUAGUCACUCCAUCCCGAAUAAAGUCCGAACAGCCGACGACGCUGGUAACGCUCGGGAUGCGCAAACAAGCUCCACCGUCAAUUAAUCUAGCAGAUACCGAAAACACCAACGGUAGUAAUACUAGUAGUAGUGAUAACUGUAACGGUAGUAAUAGCAAUGCUAGUAAUAAUAAUCAAGAGCCUAAUAGACUUACAUCGACACCGCAUAGUUCAACGUCGUCAUCAUCGCCGUCGUCAUCGUCGUCAUCAUCGUCGUCGAACUCUUCAUCAGCAUCUAGCGCACAGCUGAAUCAGCUGGGCCAGCAGCCUGUUCACGUUCACAUGUUUCAGCAGCCUCCCAUGGGUGGCAUGUCCAAAUUCACAUCUAGUCAAGCUUCAUCAAAUAGUCUAAAUAUUCAGCAGCAACAGCAUCUCGCGCAGCAGCAAAUGCUGCAAGCCAUGCAACAGCAAAUCCGCAUCAAAAAGGAACGGAUGCCACAGUACACGAUGGUAAACCAAAACGCCAAUUCGUCCAUGAUGCAGGGUGGUCAUCUGCGACAACCAAACAUGCAGAUUAUUGCCAACUCUCAGCAGCAAGCAUACCUGAAACGGGAACGAACCCUAACGAAUCCAAACUACACAGUCGUGAACGUUAACAUGCCUCCCGUAUCGAUGGCUGGCAAUGGCAAUCACCAAAGGCAAACAUCAACACCCACCAGCAGCAGGCCGACGCAAAUGACUUGUAGUAACACCACAUCGAUGCAGCCACCGAUGUCGCCUACUCAACAGCAAAACCGCCAGCAAAGUCCAGUCCCUAUAGGCUCCAGUAACAUGACCCAAUCACCACACAUUAUUAUCAAAAGGGAACGGCAACAAUCCAUUCAAUCGUUGGGUAAUCAGGCCAUGCAACUUUCGCCCAACAACCAGCGGUUACCCAGUCCUAUCCAAGUCAGUCCCACCACAUCGCCGCUUAAUCCUGCCCUACAAAUACGACAUCCAUCUCGGGAUGCAGCUAUUUUAUUUCGUGUCAAAAACGAAGCACAAAUACCAAAUCUCAUGCCACAACAGUUGGGUGCCGUGCCCCAGCGGAUGACAGUUUGGCCUGGUGGUCAGCAAAGGAUCAAUGGCGUGAAACCGGAAGUGAUUGGUGGUCCCCUGCCACCGCUACGAAACCAAAUAUCUCCCCAGCAGUCCCCACAACACUAUCAGAGUCCUGGUCCGAUCACCUCGCAAGCGUCCUUUCGUAACACCCCGACAGUAAUCAUGGGCGAAUCCUGCGGAGUACGAACCAUGGUCUGGAGCUAUGAUUCCCCACCGCAAGUACAAACUACAACACCAUCGAUUCCAUCGUCGCCGUCGGCAGCUAGUAGUACAGCAUCGAUACAGAGCCCAAUGGGUCCGGGUUCGUCGCAUAGUGGUGGCACUGGUCUUGGUGGUGGUGGUGGCGGUGGUGGAAGUCAAGGAGGUGGUAGCGUUCCUCAGUCCCCGGGCGGCAGCCACCACCAUCAAAACAGCAACAGCAGUAGUAGUAGUAGCAGCACCAGCAACAACGAGGAAGCAGCACAUCUUCUGCUAAGCCUAGGACAAACCGUAAGGCAGAAUGAGGCUCAACCAUGGACACCAAGUCGGACGGGACUGCCACUGAACAUGGAACGGUUGUGGGCUGGUGACUACAGUCAGUUUCCCACCGGACACCAGAUGCAUGCACUCAACCUCACCUCGCCCCAACCGUGGAAUAUGCCCCCCGGUCCAAAGAAGGAAUUGUUAGAUGAUAUGCCUCCGGACGAAGACGAACAACCCCUAGUUUGCAUGAUCUGUGAAGACAAAGCCACUGGGCUGCACUACGGCAUCAUCACCUGCGAAGGUUGCAAAGGUUUCUUCAAGCGAACCGUGCAGAACCGGAGGGUUUACACCUGCGUUGCGGACGGUACCUGUGAGAUCACUAAGGCCCAGCGGAAUCGCUGCCAGUAUUGUAGGUUUAAGAAGUGCAUCGAGCAAGGCAUGGUGCUUCAAGCUGUUCGGGAGGAUCGAAUGCCGGGUGGAAGAAACAGUGGCGCAGUUUACAACCUGUACAAAGUUAAGUAUAAGAAACAUAAGAAGAACAACCAGAAACUGAACAACCACCAGAAACUGGGCCUACCUGGCGGCGACAAUCCCAAAUCGAUGUAUCUGACCUCGUCGACGACGCCGCCGAUCAAGUCGGAAAGUAUUAGUCUGCCAUCGCAUCUGGUCAAUGGAACGAUUCUGAAAACCGCACUAACCAACCCAAGUGAAAUCGUGCAUUUACGCCAUAGACUGGACAACGCCGUCAGCUCGUCCAAGGAUCGGUCGAUCUCGUACGAGCAAGCCUUGAACAUGAUACAUACCCUUAUAGACUGUGAUGCUAUGGAGGACAUAGCGACCCUGCCGCAUUUUAGUGAAUUCCUCGCCGACAAGUCGGAGAUUGGCGACAAGCUCUGUAAUAUAGGUGAUUCCAUUGUACAUAAACUCGUCUCGUGGACACGCAAGUUACCCUUCUACAUGGACAUCGCGGUCGAGAUUCAUACGAAGCUGCUGACCGACAAAUGGCACGAGAUUCUGGUGUUAACGACUGCAGCUUACCAAGCGAUGCAUGGAAAGAAGAACAUCAGCAACCAGCCACAGUCCGCGAGUUUGCCGGAGGGUGCAACGAGUCUCGCACCCGACAGGCAAGAUCCUGAGUUCGUUGAAGAGAUAACAGCCCACCUUCAAACGCUGCAAUCCUGCCUGACAACAUUGAUGGGUCAUCCGAUCUCAAUCGAGCAGCUGAAAAUAGACGUUGGGCAGAUGGUGGAGAAAAUGACCCAGAUCACCAUCAUGUUCCGGAGGAGUAAACUUAAGAUGGAGGAGUACGUGUGUCUAAAGGUUUAUAUUCUACUGAACAAAGAAACCGAGUUGGAAAGCAUACAGGAGCGGUAUGUUCAAGUACUUAGAACUUACCUACAACAUACCGUCCCACACAGCCCCAAUAGACUGUCAGAUCUCCUAGCUCACAUACCUGAGAUUCAAACCGCUGCCAGUCUGCUGCUUGAGAGCAAAAUGUUCUAUGUGCCGUUCGUUCUAAAUUCCGCUAGCAUUAGGUAGCAGAUGAUCGAACGGGGUAUGCUCGAACCUCUCCAGCACGAACUACGCCGUAAUCAGGAAGAACGACAACAUAAUCAACAACAACAACACAAUCAAUCGAUUGAUAGUAGCAGCAAUUCAACCCAUCCAUCAACAAUAGUACGUCAGCACGACAUGAAACCACCGAACAUGCGUCCGGUUCUUCAAGUCCCUGCACCUCCGUUUGCACAGCAACAGCAGCUGGGACAGAUCCCGAAGCGACUGUCCCAUACUGCAGCAGCUUCAUCGACGGUAGUCUCCUCGAAACCACCAACACCAUCGCCACAGCAACAACAACAUCAGCAGCUACAUAUGCAGCCUCUGCAACAACCACAACAACAACAGCAGCAAAUUGUCCAACUGCAACCUUUGCAGUCACCAUCGCAAUCGCAGCAAGCGCUGCCCAACACCGCCAAUCGAAGCGGCUCCGUGACGAUUUUUGUUAUCAAAACCAUGUUACCUGAUGAGUGAUGUUAAGGUUCACCGCUUCACGUGACACCCAAGAAAGCGUCGCGAUUUUAAUUCGCUCUUAGCGUUAUAUUCGCAAUGGGAAAUUAUCGUUUUGUUUUUUGAAACAUUUUUCAGUCUCUCACGAAAAGUUUUCUUUGUUUCUCGAUCGAGUUGAAUCUCGUUUUAAUUGUUUUUGUUUUAUUAUUUAUGAAUUGUUUUAAUUUGUUUACGAUUUCUCGUUGAGCGUGGAAAGCAUUGUAAACAACAAAGAAAACAAUUUUUAACGUGGAUAGAAUAGAUGUAUUGCAUUAUAUACACAUCUGGAAUCAUAGAGAUUUUGCAUAUACACUCAUAUACACAAAUCGUGUCUAAUAUGUAGGUAUGUAAAAAAAACAAAAUAAAUUUUCACCCUAACCUGAAUGUUAUGUAGUCUGAGAAAGGAGAGAAAAUACAAAUAUCGAUUCUAAACAAAAAUCGCUCACGAGCCCAGGGCCGGAAUAAGGGCACGCGAGCUCGCUUGUAAGCUUGCGCAUCGGUCGCAUAACCGUUCGCUAGAGAAACGUGAAAGCAUAAAAAACAAUAGCAUGGAUUCACAUUCGAGGAAAAUUUUUUCCACUACUAGGAAGUCUGAAAAGAAAUGCCUUCUAUAUUAUAAAUAGAAAAAACAAGCGACCGUAGAUGUAAUUGAUAAGAGAAAAAAGAAUCGUGGACACAUUGAGGUGGAAAAGUAACAAAAAUUUCCCGUUUCCCAAUUAUAUAAAACAGCUGCAAAAAUAUUCGCGUUGAAAUAAACAAAAGUCGCAAGCGAUCGAAAUGUCGUGCAUAAAAUAACCGUAAAUAAACAUAUAUAUUUUUAUAUAUUUAA
This is a messenger RNA of Topomyia yanbarensis, 7021 nucleotides long. It is a transcript of the gene Hr4, whose product is annotated as hormone receptor 4. The coding region runs from base 1735 to 5688 and encodes 1317 amino acids. Gene Ontology annotation, biological process: regulation of DNA-templated transcription. Gene Ontology annotation, molecular function: DNA-binding transcription factor activity; sequence-specific DNA binding; zinc ion binding. Lineage: Eukaryota; Metazoa; Arthropoda; Insecta; Diptera; Culicidae. The transcript is spliced from 8 exons. The record is from RefSeq and is a predicted model, not a curated record.